CAUAGUAUAAGUACAUGUACACAAGUAUUUCUCAGUCUGGUGGAAUAACAACAGAUUUUUGUCUUUGGCUUGCAAUUUUUAAGCCAUUUGCGCAGUGAAGCGUCGGUCGCGUUGUUGUUGUUGUCGUCGUCUUCGUCGCCGUUGUUUAAUUGGCCCAACAACAAUAAAGAAAUAAUAGCUAAGAAGAAAAAAAAGUAUCUCAAGUGUGUGAUUGUGAAAGUUCCUGCCCAAAAAUGUACAUGAAGCGAGCUCUGUUUGUGCUGGCACUGCUCAGCGCACAGCCCUAUGGCCAUAUGGCCAAUGAGGAUGACUCCAAUCCAUUUCUGGACAUGGCCUCCAUGUUCAUACAGGAGGCAUUGUCAAAUCAGAACGCAGGCGGUGGCGGUGGUGCUGCUGGCGGAGGCGGUGCGGGCGCCGGACUGGCAGGUGUCGCCUCCAUGAUCGGCAGCUUUAUGCAAGCCAAUGGAAAAGCUGGUGGCGGUGGCGGUGGCGGCGGUGGCGCCAUGCAAAUUUUAUCCGGUCUCGGCAGUCUGCUGGCCAACAAUGCACGUGGCGGCAAUGGGGGUGGUGGCGGUGGUGGGUUUGAUCCGUCCAUCAUUGGCAAUGUCCUGGAAAUGUUCACACAAACCGAUGACGAGGAUUCUGGCGCCGCUCAAAAGCGCAGCAAUAGCGGCGGCAGCUCCGAUGGCGGCUCUGGCAUUGGCCUAGACACCAUUCUACAAGUGGCCUCCGCUUUUAUGAACACACAGGGCGGCGCCGAGAAGCCAGCUACGCAUACCCAUCAUCAACAGAAGAGAUCCGCAACCGAAGAGCCAGAGUCGGAAAAUGGUUUCAUGAACUUGUUGCCGCUGGUUAUGCAGGCAGUUAGCUCGUUUGCUGGUCCCGAGGGCCAGAGCACACAGGAACGCCAUAAGAGUCAUGCCUGGGUGCUGCCACCAUUUCUGGAGCAUGUGCACGUGCUAUGGGAUCACUUCUCCAACUCGGAGCUCGCCGAUGCGCUAUACGAAAAGUCGGGCGUCAACAAGAUCAUGAAGGGCUUUAAGGGUCGCGAUGGCAAGUUGGAUUAUGACAAAUUGUUCGAGUCUCUGAACAAUCAAUCUUUCCGUCGUCGCUGGAUCAAAUCGGCCACAUUGUAUUUGGCUGACUGGGCCAGUUACUUGGCCAAUCCUGAAAACUAUCUCAGAUAUUUCCAGACGGCGCAGAUCAUGUUUAACGGUCUGUUAAAAUCUCAAGGUUAUCCCAAGCAAACCUAUUUCGAUCCGGCACGUCCCAGCGAGACAAUUUCUAACCUAUUGAACCACGUUGCCAAACAUCAUUUGAAUGUGAAAAUCGAUUCGCGCCAGUACGUGAAACCUGCUGUGGGCUAUGCCAAGGAGCUGCUGAAACUGGGCCAAGCACGUGGUCUGCUGCAGUUCAAUGCCACCGAGAUCAGUGAUAGAUUAACGGAUACCCUGAAUCUGGAGGUUAUCGAACCGGUGCUUAAAGUCCAUCGCGCCUACAGAUACAUCUCGAAGUCGCCGCAAUGCGAUCGCUAUGUGCUCUGCCAGCUAAAUGCAGCUGCUUUGGAGCAACAGCAACAGCAGCAGCAGCAGCAGCAGUCCAAGAAACAGGCGACUGCCUCAUCGCCUGGCGGUCUCAUUGCCGGUGUUAGUCCGAAAAUUGUCAAGAUCGGCAGCAUGGGUGCCGCGAUCUUCAUUAGCACAGAAACCGGUACACCAUUCUGGACGCUAUUUGGGGUAAUCAAUGCGCCAUAUAAUUGUGAGGUGAAAUAUCCCGUGGACUGCAUUGGCUUCCAUGAGGGCGAGGCCAAGGUGACCACAGAAUAUGUACACAACGAGUUGUAGUUGCUCCAACUAACAACGAGACUGUUAACGAGUGCUCAUUAGAAUGAUUUAGUUGUAAUUGAUAAAAUGAUUUCAAGUGUACAUAGUAUUACGAACUGCAAUAAAUUUUAAUUUAAUUGGUA
Molecule: messenger RNA, 1966 nt
Organism: Drosophila montana
Lineage: Eukaryota; Metazoa; Arthropoda; Insecta; Diptera; Drosophilidae
Exons: 5
Coding region: 234-1844 (536 amino acids)
Source: RefSeq, a predicted model, not a curated record